AUGAAGACGUUUCACAGCCUCGCAUUGCUCACGGCCACUGUGACCAUGGGCGCGCUAUGCUCCGCGGCGCCUGGGGAUGCUCAGGCUCCGCGGCAGCCGACGCGGGAAGAGCCGGCCGCCCCCUGGGGCCUGAGCUACGGAAUCGAGGUCGGCAGUCCUGCCCUGCCAGGGCGGCGUGCGCUGGACGAUAGCGGACGGGAGACAUGCCCCAAAGACACAGUGGCCUGCCAUCUCCCGCGCAACUGGAACUGCUGCCCGACGGCGAUGCCCUGCUGCGGGCCGGGGUGCUGCGCCGAGAGGUACCGGUGCGUCGACGCGCGGGUGGGCGUGUGCUGUCCAGAGGGCACGGUGCUCCGAGACGGAGUGUGCGCCCGCGUUCGCGAGGGGGACCACUGCCGGCCGACGGAAGAGGAGUGCGGGAGCGGGAUGGUCUGCUGCGAGGGUCGGUGUUCGAGGCGGUGCGGCGGCGGCGGCAGAGGCGUCGUCGUCUGUGGGGACGCGGUGGCGGCGACGGGUGGGCGGAAAGCCGGAGGGGCCGGCUGGUGGCGCGCGGUCGUCUUGCUCGGGACCGCGUUGGCGAAUGCCGUCUGA
Colletotrichum graminicola M1.001 is the source of this 591-nucleotide messenger RNA. RefSeq lists its product as uncharacterized. The coding region runs from base 1 to 591 and encodes 196 amino acids. Lineage: Eukaryota; Fungi; Ascomycota; Sordariomycetes; Glomerellales; Glomerellaceae. The transcript is spliced from 2 exons. The record is from RefSeq and is a predicted model, not a curated record.